GGCAGCCGGUGUGUCCGGCAGCGCCUGGACUUGGCGGCCGCGGGAGCCGGAGCUCGGAGCCAUGCUGAGGAGCUGCGCCGCGCGCCUGCGCGCCCUGAGCGCCCUGCCGGGACGCGCGCACUGGCCUGCGAGCCCGCCGGGCCCGGCGCUGAGGUUAUUUUCUUCUGAGAAAGACACUCUGAGGGACUAUUCUCUCCCCAACCCCAGCUGGAACAAGGACAUAAGACUCCUCUUUGACCAGUUCAUGAAGAAAUGUGAAGAUGGCUCCUGGAAACGUUUGCCUUCUUAUAGACAUUCAGUUUUUGAGAUAGAGAGAGACCCAAAGGCCCAGAUGUUCACAAGAAGCCUCGAGGAAGGCAUGGGCUUCGAAUAUGUGUUGUUCCACAAUGACACCGAGAAAAGGAUGGUUUGCUUGUUACAAGCAGGUCCUCACCUGCAGGGAAACCAUGGGUACGUUCAUGGAGGUGCCAUUGCGACCAUGAUCGAUAUGACUGCUGGUUCAUGUGUAUUUGUAACCGGAGGAUUUGUCAUGACUGCCAAUAUGAACAUCGAUUAUAGAAGACCCAUCCCCCUUUAUUCUGUUGUUGUGAUAAACAGCCGAAUUGAUAAAAUUGAAGGGAGGAAAUAUUUCGUUUCCUGUGAUAUUCGGAGUGUUGACAACAAGACCCUCUACACAGAAGCGACACUCUUAUUCGUAAAACCUGAUCCCAACAAAAGUUCAAAAUGAACCUGGCGAUAUCCACACCACGUCGGGCCCUCCCAGUUCCUGAUGAAGCCACACUGCUGACUCCGGACCAGGACGCCAGGGGCUCACCUCCCACCUUCCGAACUCGUAACCCAGACUCCUGAGAUGUAUGUGAGCCCCUCGGAGUUGUGCCCCGCUGCAGACAGAAGACAAGACUUGUGUUGAAACUUUUACUGAAAAUGUAGAAAUGGUAGAAAAUGAAGCAAAGGAAUGGACACAUGGGGCGUGGGGAGAUGCGCACGCAUGCAUGGGUGCCCGUUGAGAGCCUCGAAGCUAGCUGUGCUGUAUCUGAACAAACACAUCUUUUUUGGCCAGAGUAGGAAACUUCCUGUACUUGUUCCUAUAGGGAUGAAUACCUCAACGCUGUCAUCUGGGUUUCUAAGAAAUAAACACUGCCAUUGUUAA
Ochotona curzoniae (black-lipped pika) is the source of this 1150-nucleotide messenger RNA. RefSeq names its product thioesterase superfamily member 4 (gene THEM4). Bases 62 to 727 code for a protein of 221 amino acids. The record is from RefSeq and is a predicted model, not a curated record. The transcript has 6 exons. Lineage: Eukaryota; Metazoa; Chordata; Mammalia; Lagomorpha; Ochotonidae.